CCAAAAGCAACCAGAAGCUAUUCGCGUUUAGGCUACAGGCGGAGUUUUUGAGAACUGGGAAGAAUUUGACAAACUUUGUUGAUCCCAACGUAGCCUAAACGGACCGCAGCGCUUCGCUGCCAGUCGUUAUAGAGACAUCGAUUAGUUUACUGUGUAUGUCGACUUCAAUUUAAAUAAGUUAGAGUUCCUCUUUUUAUGGAAUAUGAAGAACAACGUCAGGAGGAUGAGAUCUUGACCGAAUCAUGCAUAGAUAUGUCUUUUUUCUUUUAUCAAACUUCACGUUGUCUGUCUUGUUUAAAGCGCGGUUAGGACGGAGCGGUUUUUGCAUAUUUAUUUUUUCUUCCCAUCGUUUUUUAAAAUGAUUGUUGUUUAAUUCAAACGGACAUGGCUAACUGAUAUAAUAGACAUUUUUUGUGACGUGGGAAGUUAAUUUGAAUUGAAUAUGAAAACGUAACUUUUCCAUGUAAACCAAUAUUGAGAGUUUUCCACUUCGCCACUUUUCCAUGUAAACCAAUAUUGAGAGUUUUCCACUUCGCCAACUCUCUCGGACAAUUAGUCUAUAACCAAUGUGGUGUCAACUGGAAGGACGCGUGGUCCGGAUCUCACCUAAACGUUGAUACGUGUUGGGAGUGAUGCACUGGCUUCCCCUGGUUGCCAUGGUGAUCGCCUCGGCCCUGCCCUUCCCUCACAGCCCUGUGACCAGUACUGUUGCUGCGAUGAUGGAGCCUGGCAGUAGCCUGGACGACCACACAGAGGACAUCGAUGACUCUUCCAGUCACUCCCCCGGAUCUUACGCCACACUUCCAGCUCCUCAGGCCUACAAUGUGGACUACAAGGACUACAAUAACCCCUCCAUAAUUAAAGAGGAGGUGCAAACUUUGAAAGGGAAGCGAAAACAACAAAGUUAUCUGUCAAAAAGCAAUUUUCAUACAGAAAACACGAACAGCGUUGGUUUAAAUAAAUAUUCUAACACUGAUGGAGGAAAACUCAGGAGCACCAAUGGCAGCAGUCAUCAGGACUACCCCUCCCAGAAGAACUAUGUACUAGGGGACUAUAAACCAGACAGCAGCAGAGCUGGUGAUGACAGCAGCUUUAGAGACAUGGCUCAGAAGGAAAACCAUCAUCACUCUCUAGACCCCAGGACCGAUGAACAGGAAACUUACAAACCUUCCACUAAUGCUGGACACCACAGUAAAACUAGGCCAGAUCCCUCCAGUCAGAGGACCCCACAGAGAGCAGAGGCUAGGACAGAGAGCAGUGAUAACAGGGGAGAGGGGGGGAGGGAGGGUGGGGCUGGGAAAGGUCCAGAUCUGUCAGAGGAAGGAAUGGAAUUGGGACUAGGGUUAGGGCUGGGUCAGGGGCUGGAAGGUGUAAAGGAGAAGCAAGAGCUGCUGUUUUUAGAUGCACACCCACGGGUCCUUUUCUCUUCCUCUCCUCCAGAGCACCCGCCCCUCCUCCUCAUGCUGGAGUCAGGCAUGUUGCCCAUAGAAGGAGAGGACAAGGAGGAGGAGGAGGAGGAGGAGGAAGUGUCGGACGCAGACGGACACAUGGAGGGUCAUGGGGACCGAGAGACGGACGGGAGUGUGCCGCUGAGCUGGGUGGACACUCUCAGGGGGGCCAGGGAGCCCCCUCGCCCCGCCCCCAGGCACAAGCGCUCGCACUUGCCCCACACUGGGCGGGGUGAGAUGCCGGUGUGUGAGUCGGAGAGUGUGUGGGUAACGGACAAGACGACAGUAUUCGACGAUAGGGGUAAAACAGUCAACAUCGUGCCAGAGAUCAAGACAGUCAAGGGGGCGCUGAAGCAGUACUUCUAUGAGACUCGCUGCCGCCAGGAGGAACAGCAGAGGGGCGGUGUGCCGCAGCGGGAGGCAGGGGGGGCAGGGGCCUCGGCAGCAGGAACAGGGACAGGACCCGUAGGUGUGUCCGGGGCCAGCUGCCGGGGCGUGGACAUCAGACAGUGGGUGAGUCAGUGUAAGGCCAAGGACACAUAUGUCCGAGCCCUCACUGUUGACAACAACGGUCUGCAGGGCUGGAGGUGGGUCCGCAUCAACUCGUCCUGCGUGUGUGUCCUACUGUCCAGAGUAACCAGGAAAAACAGAGGAAGGGAGUGAGGGCAGGAGAUGGAGGAAAGGUGGAGAGGAUAAUGUGGAAGAAAUGUUAACACAGAUAAUGCUUGGGACAUUAGAUGUAAUGUCAAUUAGACAGUAGGUGUUACUUUAUAGGCCAGGGUGCCUCUUAUCCAGAGCGACUUAGUGCAUUCUUCUUAUGAUAGCUGCACUCUUACAAAAAAAAGGGUUCCAAACGGGUUCUUUGGCUGUCCCCAUAGGA
This is a messenger RNA of Oncorhynchus kisutch (coho salmon), 2328 nucleotides long. RefSeq lists its product as uncharacterized. The record is from RefSeq and is a predicted model, not a curated record. The transcript has 2 exons. Gene Ontology annotation, biological process: nerve development; neuron projection morphogenesis; cell surface receptor protein tyrosine kinase signaling pathway. NCBI's taxonomy places the organism in Eukaryota, Metazoa, Chordata, Actinopteri, Salmoniformes, Salmonidae. Gene Ontology annotation, molecular function: growth factor activity; nerve growth factor receptor binding. Bases 633 to 2111 code for a protein of 492 amino acids. Gene Ontology annotation, cellular component: axon; dendrite; synaptic vesicle.